Molecule: messenger RNA, 282 nt
Organism: Penicillium roqueforti
Lineage: Eukaryota; Fungi; Ascomycota; Eurotiomycetes; Eurotiales; Aspergillaceae
Exons: 4
Coding region: 1-282 (93 amino acids)
Source: RefSeq, a predicted model, not a curated record
AUGUGGUGGCCUUUUGGAUCUAAGUGUUGGUUAUACUUGGAAAAGAUCCCAGAUUUUCGGUUUUCUGGAUUCAGUAUUGGCAACACCGGCACCAUAUGGCAUCUCUCAGUCUACCCAAUGGGGCCGAAUUCAACUCCCCAAAUCUACAAACUCCCCAGCUAUAUCUCGGACACUGAAUCCGUCUUGGGUGGCUGGAAGCUCUCUGUUCAGAUCACGAGAGCCCAGUCUUUAAAUAACAUUCCAGGUUGGGGUGGUAUUGAUGCCAUGGUUGUAGUAAAAUAA